GGCUUACCACUGCGCUGCUAAGUCCAAGAAAAAGUGACUGUGAUGGCGAAAUUGGUGAGAAGGGAAAGCAACAGCUCUGGAAGCAUGAAGGAGUGGUCUUCCUCCAAUGCCUCCAUGCAGGGUUCGACGGAUUCUUCCGUCAGCGGAAAGCGGGCUCAUGCCACCGGACUGGUAAAGAUUCCACAAAGGUUGUUAAAGGUGGUGAAAAAGGUAUGGGAAGAGAGGGUGAAGUUCCCUCCAGGCUUCUCGAAUGCCCGUUUCCAGAAGAUGAGGGAUAUGAGUACGACGGCGGUAGGGGAGGAGGCAAAAGAAUCGGGCGGAUUGGCGGGCACAAACUUGAAGGAUGGGGAGCAGCUUCCCACCGAGGGUGCAGGAAAGGUUCAACAGGAACAUCCUUUCCAGAAGUCACAUUAUAUAAUGUCUGAGUGCCCGUCCUGGGCUCGUACUUUUGGGUGUCAGGUUUACUUCAACCAUGAGUUUGAUGGUGACCUGGCAAAGGAUCUAUCGCCACCAGGGAUGGAUGAAAUACUUCUGGAAAAGAAGGAAGAGGAGUUGGGCAUCGAUCAUCCAGACAGCUCAUUGAAAGGAGUUGGAUCAACAGCACCAGCAGAAGAGGUGGUGGGAGGCCCUGCUCGGCGAUCAAGCUUGCCUGGAGAGUUGCGAGGUAGGUCACGUCGAGGGACUCGAAGUCCGCGGGAUACCGACGGCUUAAGCAAACGUGGCUUGGAGAGCAUAAUGGCGGUCAUGGCCGGGAAGCCGCCCUUGGAAAACCCGCCGGACGCUCUGACACAGAAUCGUCCAAGUAUCAGCAGACACCAGAGCAUUGGUCCCAGCAUCCCAAAGCAAGCCUCGUUAGCUGACAGGGCCAAGAUUGAGGAAUGGUGUGCAAGACAACUAACCAAAGUUACACCUACCAGUUCAGCAGAGGCACCAAACGGUGGCCAGACACAUCCGAUGGUGUUGCUGCAGUUUAGUGAGGUAAGCAAUUGCACGUGUAUGAUGCAGCGUGAUGACUUAAUGUAUAGUGAGGUAAGCAAUUGCACGUGUAUGAUGCAGCGUGAUGACUUAAUGUAUGUAUUGUAAUGAAAUUAGCGGUCUAUAAGAAAUGGCAGGAAGGUGCCCAAGUGGAAGCAAACAAGGCUGGCAGAUAAGUAUAAUCUUUUCAAUUC
Messenger RNA from Chara braunii, 1169 nucleotides. The record is from the annotation of a GenBank genome assembly. Lineage: Eukaryota; Viridiplantae; Streptophyta; Charophyceae; Charales; Characeae.